Messenger RNA from Pongo pygmaeus (Bornean orangutan), 4423 nucleotides. RefSeq names its product torsin family 4 member A (gene TOR4A). NCBI's taxonomy places the organism in Eukaryota, Metazoa, Chordata, Mammalia, Primates, Hominidae. The record is from RefSeq and is a predicted model, not a curated record. The transcript is spliced from 2 exons. Bases 476 to 1744 code for a protein of 422 amino acids. Gene Ontology annotation, molecular function: ATP hydrolysis activity; ATP binding. Gene Ontology annotation, cellular component: nuclear envelope; endoplasmic reticulum lumen.
AUGCAGGAGCCCAGGGUGGGGGCAUGGCAUGCAGCAGGGACCCUCGGCCUCACCAGGUGUCCUGAGCCUGACCAAGCCAGGAGGACUCUGAGCGCUAGAGAACUGAAGAGGGGAUGUGACCUCCGGCCAGGGGAUCUGAGCAAGCUGGCCAGGCCUCCCCCCUUUGGCGCCUCCGUCCAGCCCAAGUCCCGCCUGGGCCGCACCCCCUGACUCACUUCCUUUGCAUAGAAGCGGAAACCUCCCCAGAGCUUCCUCUGCUCCGGCCGGCCGCUCCCUGGGGACCCGCAGGUGUCGCUGCCCCUCCAGGCCGGAGCUGGCCCAGGAGGCCCCUGGCCCACCCCCUCGCCCUGGGAGGCGCAUUUCCUGCUUGGAGUUUCAGGCCCCAGCGUCUGGCACAGGCAGGGGCCCGCGGAGCUGAGGGCAGUGGACCAGCUGCAGGGAGGGCGACCUGUAUGCGGAGCGCCGUUCCUGCGCCAUGGACCGCGGCCAGCCCAGCCUGGAGCCUGCUGCCGCGGCCCCCCGAGCCUCGGGCCGGUGCGUGAUCGCGCCCGUGCGCGCUGUGCUCCGCCUGCGCCGCCGGGUGUGUGUCCUACGCAAACGGCGCCUCCUGCAGCCGGGUGGGGGGCCCGACGUCGGGACCGGGGCGCCCAGGCCGGGCUACAGCCCCCGGGCGCCGCGCGCGGACCUGGACCAGCCGCAGUUCUUCACCUUCGACGGCCCCGCGGAGCUACCCUCCAGGACGCCACGCAAGAAGCGCCGGCGCAGCCGCCUGGUGCUUUACCCGGAGACUUCGCGCAAGUAUCGGCCGCGCGUGGAGCACAGGAGUCGCGCGCAGCGCUGCCUGCUGCUGCUAGUUGCCAUCGUGGGCUUCCAAGUUCUCAACGCUAUCGAGAACCUGGACGAUAACGCGCAGCGCUAUGACCUCGACGGGCUGGAGAAAGCGCUGCAGCGCGCGGUGUUCGGCCAGCCCGCUGCCGUAGCGCGCAUCGUGGCGCUGAUGCGGGACUACCUGGCCACGCAUGUGCACAGUCGUCCGCUCCUCCUGGCGCUGCACGGGCCCAGUGGCGUGGGCAAGAGCCACGUGGGCCGCCUGCUGGCGCGCCACUUCCGCUCGGUGCUGGAGGAUAGCGCGCUCGUGCUGCAAUACCAUGCGCGGCACCACUGCCCCGAGGCGCGCGCCGCACAGGACUGCCGCGAGGAGCUGGCGCGGCGCGUGGUCGACGUGGUGGCGCGGGCCGAAGCAGAGGAGAAGACCCCACUCUUGGUGCUGGACGACGUGGAGCUCAUGCCGCGGCCGCUGCUGGACGAGCUGCACGGCUUCCUGCAGCCGCAGCGCUCCCACCACUUCCACAACGCCAUCUAUGUGCUCCUCAGUGGCGCGGGUGGCGCCGAGGUCACGCGCUUCGUGCUGCAGAACGCGUCCCGCGCGCUGCCCCUGCGCCCCGACGGCUUCCGCAGUGCCGAGGCCGCAGCGGCGCAGGCGGAAGACCUGCGCGCCAGCCUGCUGGCUCUGCUGUCCCGGGAGCAUCCGCUGUGGCAGGCCGCGGCCAUCGUGCCGUUUCUGCUGCUGGACAAGCGGGAUGUGGUCAGCUGCUUCCGGGACGAGAUGGCGGGCGAGGGCUUCUUUCCUGACCAGGCCCGCGCGGAGGCCCUGGCCGCGCAGCUCAGCUUCUACCGCGUGGCUGGCCGCGAGUUUGCUGUCACCGGCUGCAAGCAGGUGGUGGCCACGGUGAACCUCCUGUAGUGGAGGCGCAGGACGGGACGUUUGGGUUGAUGGCAGCAGUAGGAGGGCGACCAGGGACCUUGUGGGCUGGUGCAGGCCCCUGAGGUUUCCAGUGAAUGUGUGGCUGCCCGGCUGGUGGGUGCGGAUCAGCUUGGAGCUCUGCUUCCAGGUCCACACCCGCCUCAGAGUCCCGAGUCUGUCCCUGGGGGCGGCAGGAGAGCAGCCACCUCCCUCCCGAACUCGCCCAUUGCCCUGCUGGGCAUCCCAGGCAUGGUCGGGUGCGUUCUCCCUGUGGCCUCAAGAGGUGGGUUCCCACGGUACAAGGAUGAUCUCAGGGCCAGCAAUUCCCGAGGUCACACAGCUGGGACGUGACCCCGCCUCUUGGGGGUGGUCGCGUGUUGCUCAGUGCUGGGGUGGGGUUCUCAUUCCGGCCCCCCUGGAGAUGACCCCGGAGGAGGCCACAGCCAACCAUGACAGUGCUGGGGCCCUGGCCGUCUUCUCCACCCACCCCACCCCUCACUCAGGUCGUGUUUUCAGGAGCUCAAGGCUUGCGUGUCUUGACCGUAAGGGGAGGGGAGCGGAGGCAGAGGCUCCUCAGGCAGCCUCUCCCCCUCCUUCCUGGACCCCCCAAACCCGUGCCCGCCAGCCCUGGCUUGGGCUCACUGGGUGACCGAGAGCCCGCGGGGCAAGCGGGAGGUGCCUAGGCCUCUCCCCAUCCCCCUCUUCUCCGCACGUGGGACCCUUAGCCCGUGGCCAGCCCCCCUGGUCACCACGAUUGCGCGACCUCCCUUUCCCUGGGGACUUUUGUGCCUGGAGUUCCGCCCACCCUCACCCUCUGCGCAAAGCGCCUUCCCCACGCCAGUCGACCCCACACCCGACACUCCCCACGCUCCGCCUCCCGGAAGCCCUCCUGGACGCCUCCUGUGGAUGGGCCCACCGCGCCCACGGGGGCUUUAGGGGAAGGUGCUUUGGGCGCUUUUUGCGCCAUGUCUCCUCGGGGGCGGCGGUUUUCUCGGGACGGUUCUCGCCUCCUCCCACAACCCCAGUGUCCGGGACGCACCCGGCAGCCUCACUGCUGCCGCCCUGUGGCGCGCCCGGCCCAGCCGGUGGCUUCUGUGGUCGCCGGGGGCUGAGCGCGCGGCUGGGCCCUGAGUCCUCCAGGCCGCCCCGAGCCUGUCCCCGCCGCCGGCCCCGCUGCAGUCCCAACCCGGGCCUGCCCGGGAGGAGCGCACGGGCGGCGAUGACCGGUCCCGAAAGGGGCUCAGAGGGCAGCGAGGUUUCACGCCGGUGCGGGGCGCAGUCGAGGUGGGGGCACCGCGAAGGUGGAGGCGGGGCCGCGCCGGAAGCCCCGAGUCGAGCGCUCACGGCGCGCGCCCCUGGCAAGUGGGAAUCCUCCGGCCCCGAGGCCUGAACUCAGCCCGGAGAUCGCGCCCGCCAGCGCCGGUGUCCCUGGAGGGGCCCCGCUAGCUCCCUGAGCAGAGGUCCUGCGGGUCCCCGGAGGGUGUCCUGUUCUCUCCCCCUCCUCGCAUCCAUUCUCGCCCUGGUGGUUGGUGUCUGUGGUCCAGGGCGAGGGCCGUCUAGUGGAGACGGGGAUUCAGGCCUCUUGAAAGUCUGGUAUCUCUGGGCGGAUGGCAGCGGCUCCCCGGAGCUCGAGCUCGGCCCGCAGGUCCUGGGCCCAGGGCGGGAGCGCUGGCGAGAGGGCUGCCCCGUCCUGCCCCAGAGGGUCCUGAGGACUCCCGCUGCUCCUGGAGUCUGGGGGAGGGGUCUGGCUCCACGGGGUGGGGGUGGGGGCUACCAGGAAACCUUUGCCUCCUGGGGCUGUGCAGGACCGGCUAGCCAGCGCUGGGAGCUAGGGCUGAGUUCAGCCCAGCUCUGUCCACCCCACCCCCAGGGCUAGGGGAAGGAGCUGGGAGAAGGAGCCCCACCUCUCCCAGGCGAGUAUCUGUCCCAGGAGCCCACACAGAGCGACACCCAGCUCUGGUCUGGCCUUCGUGUUGGCUUCAAGGUGGUAACAGAGAGAGCUGCAGAGUGGGGGUGUGUUUGCCAGUCCCUGCAUGGGUGAAUGUUGGGGUGCCCACUGCUCCCCAGGCAGGACCCCCAGGACUGUCACCUCCCCUUCCCACAGAGCACCCACCUGGAGGUGUCACCUGCCGGCAAGCGUGGGCCAUUCAUCCACCUGUCAGUCAACAACACCCGCUGAGCAUCCGCUUGUAUCAAAAGGUCCAGACCUAAGGGGAAAUUUUCUCUUUCUUUUCCCUCUUUCUUUCUUUCUUUUUUUUUUGACACAGAAUUUUGCUUUUGUUGCCCAGGCUGGAGUGCAAUGACACGAUCUCAGCUCACUGCAACCUCUGCCUCCUGGGUUCAAGCGAUUCUCCUGCCUCAGCCUCCCGAGUAGCUGGGAUUACAGGCGCCCGCCACCACGCCCGGGUAAUUUUUUUGUAUUGUUGGUAGAGACGGUGAUUCACUAUAUUGGCCAGGCUAGUCACGAACUCCUGACCUCGUGAUCCACCCACCUGGGCCUCCCAAAGUGCUGGGAUUACAGGUGUGAGCCACCGUGCCCGGCCUCUUUUUAUUUAUUUCUAAAAUAUUACAUUGAGUCCAAAUUGUGUGCUUAAGAAGAACGUGCACCAAGUGCUGGGGUGGGGGCUGGUUAUAAAUGAGGCCACAAAUCAUGCUUGUUAAUAAAUUGUGUGGUUCAAA